UAAGAUUCUGAUGUUGGCCGAAAGGAGAAAAGUAGGCCGAAACGUAAGAAAAAACGUUUAAAAAUUGUGUUAUUAUUCGCCGAAAAAUAUCAAUCUAAACAAAGAAAGUAAAAAUACUCGGCGAUCAAAAAUAGAAAAAUAAAAAAUCAACUAAUGUUGCAAUUAAACGUGAUUUAUGAAGCUACCAGAAGUGAAAUAAUCCAUUUAAAUUUCGUAACUUUUGAUUGUUUUUAUAAGGCAAAAAAGGGUGGUCCAUUCUGCCCCCAAGUGGAUUUUAAUUUAACAGUUCCAGCACCAAGCUUUUCAAUGAUUUGAAGGUUCCGUUGUCGUUUCUUUUCCUUGGUACCAAACUUGUUUGAACAAUCCAACUUUUCAGAAAGCUUUUUCAAAAUCCUCGAAAUUUACAUUUUUGCUCAUAAUUCUAAAAAUACGAUGAAUUCAAACGUGGUUUUCGAUUUGGUGAUGUUGUUUGACGCCCUUUAUAAAACUCUUGCCUUACAGUUAGUCUAAAUUCAUUCUAAAGCCCAAAACCAAGGAUAGCCCAUUCUGCCCCCCUGCCCCUUUGAAAACGUGAUGCCAAUUCUGGCAACCUUCUAACACAAUUUAGUGCCGGUCAAUUUAUGAACACUUAUUAGCCCAUGAACGAGCCCGACUCAUGUAUCAUAACUAGCUGUAAUAACCAGUUGGUAGCUUACUAGUACACCGCUGGUCAUUCGUUAGUUUACUACAACUACUCUACAGACAAAUUGCACUCUCAGCAAAACGUAAAAGUGCACUUUGCUAGUGAAAACUAUUAUACUUGACAAUGAUAAACGUUUGGUUGGGCACUCUCGAGCUUGUUUUGAUCCUUGGUGGAACUUGUAUGGUCGUAAAAAGGAACUCUUACCGUCGAAGAGGUGUACAAAGACCGCGACCAGUUUGCGGCACUGGUCCGCGAGGUGGCCGCACCUGAUGUUGGCCGCAUGGGCAUCGAGAUCCUGUCGUUCACCAUCAAGGACGUGUACGACGAUGUGCAGUAUCUACAAUCACUGGGCAAGGCCCAGACGGCGAGCGUCAAGCGAGACGCGGACGCCGGCGUCGCCGAAGCGAACCGGGACGCUGGAAUUCGGGAAGCCGAAUGCGAAAAGAGUGCGAUGGAUGUUAAAUAUUCGACGGACACCAAGAUCGAGGACAAUGCCCGAAUGUAUAAGCUGCAGAAGGCCAAUUUUGACCAAGAAAUCAACACCGCGAAAGCAGAGUCCCAGCUCGCGUACGAGCUGCAGGCGGCCAAGAUCCGCCAGCGAAUCCGUAACGAAGAAAUCCAAAUCGACAUCGUGGAGCGCCGCAAGCAGAUCGAAAUCGAAACCCAGGAAAUCAACCGCAAGGAUUGCGAACUGUCCGCCACGGUGAAGCUGCCGGCGGAGGCCGAAAGCUACCGCGUGCAGAUGAUCGCCGAGGGCAAGCGCACCCAGACGGUUGAGGUGGCGAAGGCCGAAGCGGAACGCAUCAGGAAGAUCGGCGCGGCCGAGGCGCACGCAAUCGAGAUGGUGGGCAAGGCCGAAGCCGAACGGAUGCGGAUGAAGGCGAACGUGUACAAGCAAUACGGCGACGCUGCCAUCAUGAACAUCGUGCUCGAGUCACUGCCAAAGAUUGCGGCCGAGGUGGCAGCUCCGUUGGCGAAAACCGAAGAAAUCGUGCUGAUCGGUGGCAACGACAGCACCACGGCAGACGUGGCACGCCUCGUCGGGCAACUGCCGCCGGCCAUCAACGCCCUGACCGGUGUGGAUCUGUCCAAGGUUUUGGGCAAAAUUCCCGGCGCAAAGGCAUAAUAAACAGAUCAAGGUAACACACAGACACGCGCAUGCAAACGAGACGAGACCCGAGGUGAGCAGGACCGCCCCCAUAGCUAAUCGUUCGAAAUCAUAACUAAAUCAGAGAGGGAGAGAGUGUUUAAGGAAAUUUAGCACGAUCUGUGUACAGAGAGCAACGUUUUUCUUUUUUUGGGAAUAGUAAAAUUAUUAUCGACUUCGGCGUAAAAGUUAACCUCACCCUUCACACUCCAGACAUUAUAAGACCAACAACAGCGAGAGUUUGUGCUUUAGCGUAUGGUUAAAACAUAAUAUAUUUCAGUUGAAUGUUUAUUAAAUGUUUAUGCGUCACAAACAGAACAUAAAACAUUAUACAAAACACAAAAAUUCAUUCAAACUAGAAAAGCAGAUUUUUGGUACUUCGUUUAUUCUUCAUCAAUGGUUUAAUUCUUAAAAUAUUGAGUUCAAAUUUGAUUUUGCAUGCCGAAUUUUCAAAUCGUUUACAAUAAAAAUACAAUAUAUGCAACGUGCAACAACAGCGAGACAAAAAAAAUGGAAUGUAUUUUCUUCCUCACGUAUUUUUUCCACACGAAACUCCUCAAAGACUUCUUGCUAAAUGAUGAUACCGAGCGUAGUUCAGUGUUUAUUUUUAUUUGUUUAUUUCUUUCGAGCUUUGCCAGCCAUUUUUGGAAGCUUCGCAUUUGCUAAAAAUGUCUAGUUUGAACUGUCUUUUUUCCUUCGUAUCGUUUUACAUCCAAUUAAGGUUUUCCUAUUUAAGGAUUCUCCGGUGAAAAUUGUCUUUUCUUGUUUUAUUGUUUUUGUUUCAAGAAUCUUUUUCGUUUUAGAUAUUAUUUAAAUCUUGUCUUGUCCUAAACCUCUAAAAUUUGCCUUUCUCAAAUAGCAGCGAUGGAAGAAUUUUUUGUAGCUGGAUUCCAUCGAGCAAUCGAGUGUUCCAUUGAGCAGUUAUUUUCUCUUUGGAGAGUAAUCGUUGAUUUUCUUACCAUUCCUACUUCCAAUCCUUUAAAAAAAGUUGGAACGGUAACUUCAAUUCGCUGGUUUGGUUCGGUACAAUUUUUUUCAUGAGUGAAUUGUUAGGAUAUCUAGAUGAUUCUAAAACUUUGAAGAACUCGAUUUGAUCAAAUUUGUAAAUAUUGCAAUCAAAUCAUUCGCCCAAAAUUCCGCGAAGGCUGUCACUUUAAAAAAAUGGAACGAUGUUUUCGGUCGCAGAAAUUUCAGAUCUGAUCAAAUUGAGUUCUGCAAAAUUUUAAGAUCAUCUAGACAUCCUUACAAAUCACUGGAAAAAGAUUCGUCCCGAUUGAUUGAAUAAGCUCGAGAACCAGCGAGUUGAAGUUACCGUUCCAACUUUUUUUGGGAGGCUGCGUUGGGCGUUGUAGUGUUAAGAAAUUUCAUCUUGCUACAGUUGAAUCCCUAGUUGUCGACUUUUACUAUUUCAAUAUAUCUCUAUUUCUCGAUGGUCUCUCGAUAAAUGACUUCCGCGAUGGUCCCUUGGAUUAUAUUUCUCCCAAAAAUACCCUUCUUACCUCAAUGUUUUCUAUUUGUCAUGGCUUGCGUAGACACUGCUCUUUGUGAUAUGCAGCUUUAAAGGGAGUUUGCUAUUCGUUUGUUCUUGUUUGCAGGACGUUGGCAUGAUUCUCUCAUGUCACGGUGUAAAACCUAAUUAUCUUUUGCAAGCAGAACAUAACCAAAUUUUUCGGCACCCCCAGUAAACGUCAAACCUAUCCCGAUUUUUUAGUGAAAAUGGCGUUACGAAUUAUGCACGCCCGAAAAGUCAAAAUCGUGAAGCGGUGCCAACAUUAGAAAAUAAAAACGUUGCUUAAACCACCUCUAUGUAGUUGGUGCCCUCCUCUCAUUUAUAGAGUAACUCUCUUCCCUAAAUGAAGGUGUGUCUAGGAGGUCAAAUUAAAAAGGUUCAUUUUCCGAAUGAUUUUAUAGCCUCUCCUCAGUGAGGAAGGCAAAAAGUAUACUUUUUUCUCGGUUUUGUAAUGUCGGUACCACUGCGUGAUUGACAUUUCGGGUGUGCACUAUUCGUAACGCCAUCUUCGCAUAAAAAUCUGAAUUCAAAUUGCUACCGGAUCUUUUUUGGAAAAGAUCCUGCAGCAAUUUUGUAUCGUUUGCGGAAGGUGCCGAAAAAAGGUAAACAAAUCAUUUCGUGCAUCAGCCAAUGGGAGAACUGUCAUUUCUACCACUCGCAUCCGUCGCUCCCGUCGCUCCAUUCGACCUGGCUAUGAGAGAGAAUCAUGGAAGCGGCCAGCAAACAAAUGUCAAAAAUCAUUCAAAGCGCAAAGAAAAAUGUCUACGAAAGCCAUGAGGAAUUGAAAGUAUUGACAACCGGAAAAGAUUUUUAAUGCAAAAAGAAUCCAAGGAACCGGAUAAAGCUCCUUCAAGCAAAGUAUCGAGGAAUGAAGAGAAUCGAAGUGCAGUAAAUGGAGCAUAUUUGGGAUCGAGAAGAUCAACAACCAGAGAGUCAUUUUAUUUCAUUGGGGCCAGUACGCAGCUCCAAAGGAAAGGGGUCAAAACAAAACAGCUUUGCGAACAGCAGAGCAAAGAAGAGGGAUCGAUUUUUUGGGGCUGUUUUCAGCUUCUCUACGUUGCUUUCGCUGAUGCUGUUGCCUAUUUGCAAUUUUUCUUGACCGGUUUCUUACCAAGUGCGUACACUGCUUUGAUAUCUUGAAGCAGAGAGAAGAUAAGUUUGCUCUCAUUUGACUUUUUCUUUUAGUAAGUGCCGGGCCUGAGUUCUUAUGAUGAACAUAUUUCUGUUUUUGAUUACUAUCUUUAAAUUUCUUCUUAAAAUGGUAAAAGUUGAGGGGAUUUUCGAUUUUUUUUAUACAUUCAUUUUGUCCAAGACAUUUUUCUUUUUGUCUAGGCUUCAAUGCCAAACUUGCUGCAAAAGGGUAAAGUAUUAUUACUAAAUAUUCAGUUAUACCAAUCAUGAUUGAUUGAGGUAUCUCGAUCAUUUCCAUUUACCAUGGUCUGCUCCGAAGUAUUUUUUUCAAAUAAUGCGUUUGAAUGGAAGCACACGUGUGUAAAACAAUAAAUGUGAAUAAUAACAAAACAAUACAUGCACUUUGACAUCAAACGAAAUAUUACUGCCACUCUGGUCGAUAGAAAGAGAUCAUACCAUCGUAAAACGUUCGAUUUCAGUUUUGAUUUCAUUCCCGCACACACUGUGUAUCCUCUAAAUAAAUGUUUACGUCGUUGUUGUGUUUUUCGUAAAGUCUAUUUGAUUAUAUUGAAUUACUAAAAGUAAAAGGUAUGACUAUGAUCGUGAACUCACCAUUAACCUACUUGCAACGUUUGUAAAGUACAUUAACUUUCUUCACAAAAACUACAAAUCUGUAAUUAACUUUCAUUCACAAAACGAAGUGACGAACAAACAAACCGGCAGCACACUCACGAACCCAGUUGUGUUCAAAACGAGAAAAAGAUAUAUCGAGAGAAUACGAUCCGACAACCGUCUGCUGCUAGAACACUAUACGAAUCGUUCAAAUUACUGACCAGUAAGAGAUAGUUGAGAAUGCGACAUCGUGGUUCUGCACACAUUUUACACACUGUAAAGCAAACUACACUUACCAACAUACUUUCUUCCACACACACACACACACACACUUUUCCCUUGGACGGCUAUUCUGUUGAAAAUAUUUCUUUUUUGUUAACAUUCGUUAAGUCCAAUUUCAUUCUAUCAAA
Culex quinquefasciatus (southern house mosquito) is the source of this 5492-nucleotide messenger RNA. RefSeq names its product flotillin-2 (gene Flo2). The transcript is spliced from 5 exons. The record is from RefSeq and is a predicted model, not a curated record. NCBI's taxonomy places the organism in Eukaryota, Metazoa, Arthropoda, Insecta, Diptera, Culicidae. Gene Ontology annotation, biological process: regulation of myoblast differentiation; protein localization to plasma membrane. Bases 963 to 1808 code for a protein of 281 amino acids. Gene Ontology annotation, cellular component: plasma membrane.